UAUAAGAUAUAUUGCUUUUUUUCUUUUAUAAAUCACUCUUCUGCUUCUAAUUAUAUUUUAUUAUUAUUUAAUUUAAAAUAAAAGUCAAGAAGAAAUAUACGGAAAUGCUGUGGAAGAAUUCUCUUUGCAAAUUAUAAUAAUAAUUGCAAUGGCAACAAUACUACUCUCGACAAAAUUGAUUUUUCAGCGCAUGCAUGCUUCUUUCUAUCUAUGCUAUUAUUGAAAGUACCUCGAUGAUUAUACGUCAUAUUUACGAAAAUUUUUAAUGCGUUUAAUGCCAUUUUAUUUUAUAUUACAGUAAAUUAUUUUUCUUAUACAUGUUUAAAUAUCAAGUUACAUUCUUAACGAAAUUACCAAAUAUAUAAAAAAAUGAGUUUUUUCAGCUUAUUACCUCUGCGAACGACACAAUAAAUGCUCUAACGUUCGAGAUCCCACAAUGUUAAUCGCAUACAAUCAAUUCAGACAGACUGUUCACAGCGAAAAGAAUACUACUACUAGAGAAUGAACGCAAGCGCAUGUCCGGUGACCUUGCAAUCAAUGCUACGCGUUCGGCUCGUGCAGUUUUCAACAAACAUUGUCAUCGUGAACAUGCCAAGUGCACAAGACGAACACGACUCCAGCUAUCGGCGAGACAUUCGGAAUGUUUUCAAGCUGAACAAUUGGAUUUUAGGGUCGAUCGGUAUUUGGCCAGUCGCGAUUUGCGGUAUCGGACGACACGCGUCCAAAAUUGCGAUCGCGAUCUGCAAUCUCGCAUUUAGCUUCGCGUUAGUGCCGUGCGCCUUGCAUAUCAUUUACGACGAAAAGGAUAUCAUCAUGAGACUGAAGCUAUGCGGCCUUUUGGCCUUUUGUCUCACCGCAAUGACAAAAUACUGCAUCCUCGCGAUACGUCGACCUAAGAUACUGCGUUGCAUCGAAUAUGUGAAAAGCGACUGGUGGCAGGUGACGUUCAGAUCUGAUCGCGAAGUGAUGCUGAAGUACGCUACCAUUGGUCGCAAUCUAACGAUUAUCGGAGCAUCAUUCAUGUACACUGCCGGCAUCAUUUAUUACAUGAUUUUGAUUCCAUUUUUUUCCGAGCACAAAGUCAACAAUCAAACCAUCAGACCGCUAGUGUAUCCAAUUUACAGCAAAUUUCGCCACUCUCAAAUUAGCCCGGUAUAUGAAAUUGUGUAUGUAGCUCAUUGCAUGUGCGGAUACACCAUAUACUCGGUGACAGCUGGUGCGUACGGACUUGCCGCCUUAUUCGCCACUCAUGCAUGCGGCCAGAUCGAAGUAAUCGUAUCACGAUUAGAAGAUCUCCUAAAUGGUGAAAGGUUCAAGCAAAGCUCGAAAAUUCAUCAACGAAUUGCUUCCAUCGUGAAGGAUCAUGUUCGAGUAAUAAGGUUUGCAAUUGUUGUGGAAGAAGUUUUACAAGAAGUAUGUUUAGUAGAGUUGACUAGUUCUGUAUGCACGAUAUGUCUGCUCGAAUACUACUGUAUAGUGGAUUGGCAACAAGAUAAUAAACUUAGUUUAGCAACUUAUUUUCUGCUCCUUGUUUCUUUCUGUUUCAAUGUAUACAUAUUAUGUUACAUCGGCGAGCUUCUCGUGGAAAAGGUACAUUUUUAUUCUAUGAUUAUGCAACUUAAUUUUGACCGCAUAUUGAAUAAUUGUUCGCGAUUAAUAUUACAGAGCAGUCAAAUUGGAUAUAUAUGUUAUAUGAUUAAUUGGUACCAAUUAUCGCCAAAAUCAGCUCGCAGUCUUAUAUUGAUAAUCGCUAUGGCGAGCCAUCCCAUAAAAAUCAGUGCUGGUAGAAUGGUAGAUUUAUCAUUACCAACUUUUGGAAAUGUAUUAAAGACUAGCGUGGCAUAUCUGAGCUUCCUGCGGACGUUAGUGAUGUAAAUAUUGUAUAAUCGAAUUAUAUGACAUAUAUCAGAAAUUUAUAGAAAUUAUGUGAUAUAUAUAUAAAGUGAUUUAAAUAUA
Molecule: messenger RNA, 1956 nt
Organism: Formica exsecta
Lineage: Eukaryota; Metazoa; Arthropoda; Insecta; Hymenoptera; Formicidae
Product: odorant receptor 43a-like
Exons: 5
Coding region: 502-1875 (457 amino acids)
Biological process (GO): detection of chemical stimulus involved in sensory perception of smell; sensory perception of smell
Cellular component (GO): plasma membrane
Molecular function (GO): olfactory receptor activity; odorant binding
Source: RefSeq, a predicted model, not a curated record